CCUUGGUGUCCCACUGUCUCUGCACCUGACGCUUGUCCGACUGCCGCGGCUACACAGACCGUGGGCGAUCUUGGCUUCCGGCUCGGCGCAAGAAGCUCUUUCGAACAAUUCGAAAAAGGAAGCAUCGUUUCUUCCGUGCUUGGGAUUGUGGACAGACAUCCGGCCGACAGCUCGCCUCCGAGCAUUAUAUAUACAUAUAUAACAGCAGAGUUUCCGGCCCGCGUCUCACACACAUAAAAGUCCACAAUGGCUACAAAAGUAGGCGGCAAAGAUGGCAAGAAGCCCGCCUCGGCGGCGACCAACCUGAUCGCGGGUGGUGGUGCUGGUAUGAUGGAGGCCCUCGUGUGCCAUCCUCUAGACACAAUCAAGGUGCGCAUGCAGCUGUCCAGGCGCGCGCGGCAACCAGGCGCCCCGAAGCGCGGGUUCCUCAAGACGGGCGCCGAGAUUGUCAAGCGCGAGACGCCGCUGGGCCUGUACAAGGGCCUGGGGGCCGUCUUCACGGGCAUCAUCCCCAAGAUGGCGAUCCGGUUCACCUCGUUUGAGGCGUACAAGCAGAUGCUCGCGGACAAGGAAACGGGCGUCAUCACGGGGCGGGGCACCUUCGUGGCAGGGCUAGCGGCGGGCGUGACCGAGGCCGUGGCGGUAGUGACGCCCAUGGAGGUCAUCAAGAUCCGCCUGCAGGCGCAGCACCACAGCAUGGCGGACCCCCUCGACGUGCCCAAGUACCGCAACGCCGCGCACGCCGUGUACACGGUGGUGAAGGAGGAAGGCUUCGGCGCGCUGUACCGCGGGGUGUCGCUCACCGCGCUGCGCCAGGGCUCCAACCAGGCCGUCAACUUCACCGCCUACACCUACUUCAAGGAGACGCUGUACCGCCAGCAGCCCCAGUACGAGGGCGGCAACCUGCCAAACUGGCAGACCACCCUCUGCGGCCUCGUCAGCGGCGCCAUGGGCCCCAUGUCCAACGCCCCCAUCGACACCAUCAAGACGAGGCUCCAGAGGAGUGUGGCCGAGCCGGGCGUCAGCGCGUUGCAGCGCAUCACAAACAUCAUGGGCGACAUGUGGAAGCAAGAAGGCUUCCACGCCUUCUACAAGGGCAUCACCCCGCGCGUCAUGCGCGUCGCCCCCGGUCAGGCCGUCACGUUUACCGUCUACGAGUUCCUCAGGGACAAGAUUGAAAAGACCAAGCCGAGCCUCAAGUCUGGCGGGCAGUUUGAGGAGUAAAAAAACGGACCGACUUGCUUCAGCUGCCGAGUUAAAAUUGGGGCGUGGGCGGGUGGGAUCUCGAGAGGGAAACAGCAGGUGCUUGAUUGGAAUGAACUAGGAAUGAGCUCCGAUGCUUUAUCUCGCAGAGAAGGAGGGAGAGAGGCCCGAAAAAAGGGCGGCGCAUA
Messenger RNA from Microdochium trichocladiopsis, 1391 nucleotides. RefSeq names its product mitochondrial carrier domain-containing protein. Lineage: Eukaryota; Fungi; Ascomycota; Sordariomycetes; Xylariales; Microdochiaceae. Gene Ontology annotation, biological process: fumarate transport; transmembrane transport; succinate transport. The record is from RefSeq and is a predicted model, not a curated record. The transcript has 4 exons. The coding region runs from base 247 to 1224 and encodes 325 amino acids.